Chrysoperla carnea is the source of this 5229-nucleotide messenger RNA. It is a transcript of the gene Fak, whose product is annotated as focal adhesion kinase 1. Bases 97 to 5229 code for a protein of 1710 amino acids. NCBI's taxonomy places the organism in Eukaryota, Metazoa, Arthropoda, Insecta, Neuroptera, Chrysopidae. Gene Ontology annotation, biological process: signal complex assembly; protein phosphorylation. Gene Ontology annotation, molecular function: ATP binding; protein tyrosine kinase activity. The transcript is spliced from 17 exons. The record is from RefSeq and is a predicted model, not a curated record. Gene Ontology annotation, cellular component: cytoskeleton; focal adhesion.
GUUUGUGCAGUUCAUGUUCUCUCAUAAACAAUUUUACCUUGUUUACAACAAUAAACAAUGUAAAUACUAAAAAAAAAUAAAAUAAAUUGAUAAAUCAUGUUAGAAUUAGUGAAACGGAACAGUAAUUUUUUAAAACCACCAAUUAACAAUGGAAAUAGGGGUACAUCCGGUAGUAAUGGUGGCGUACAGUUUAAAAAAAAUAUUGAAAAAUUUACAAGUGAUGUGAAAAAAACGACUACAGGUGAUUGUUUACAACGGAAAAAAUUUGAUCGUCCAAAAAGUUUAUUGUGUUCGUUUAAAUCGUCCUCGUCGAAUCAUUCAGAUGAAAAUCGUAAAUCAUCUUCAUCAUCAUCGCAUAAUGAAAGUUUCACAUGGAAAUUUCAUCGUCCGCCAAGACCAAAGAGUUUUAACGAUUCUGAUUAUUUACGUCAUGAACCGGCAACGGCAAGCGGUUCAUCGAACCGAAGUAGUCCACAACAUUCGGGGAGAUCCCGAGAGUCAUCCAACAGUAGCGGGACGAGUUCGGAUCAUUGUCCACUCAAAUCUCGUGGCAGUCCAGUAGCAUCCCGAAAUAGUGGAAUGGCUGAAGACAGACAUACACCGUCCCAUGGGAUGAGGGGUUCCCCUUCAUCUUCUGUUUCACAAAUGAAUCAGGAUAAAUCGACUUUAAAAAUUCAUUUACCGAAAUGUGGACUAAAUGUUAUUAAAUAUGGAGAUGCAACAGACGUUAAAGGAAUUAUAUCGCUAGUAACAGAAAGAUUAGCUACAGGAGUUAGAUACUUUAAGAAUUUGUAUGCAAUACGCUUAUAUCAUCCUGGAACGGGAGAGGUUUAUUGGAUUCAUCAAGAUACAACAAUGUCACAAGUUCAAGAAAAAUGUUCAAAAAAACAUGCACCAUCCGAAUGGCGUUAUGAAUUACGAAUACGUUAUUUACCACCCAGUAUGCAAGAAUUAUAUGAAAAAGAUAACGUAACAUUUCAUUUCUUCUACGAUCAAGUUCGUAUUGAUUAUCUAGCAACGAAUCGUACAAACAUCGAUGCUGAUAUCGCAAUACAACUAUGUUGUUUAGAAAUACGUAAUUAUUUUAAAGAUAUGCCACAAAUGGCAUUAGAUAAAAAAUCAAAUUUAGAAUAUUUAGAACGUGAAAUUGGUUGGAAUAAAUUUUUACCAAAAUGUAUUACCGAUACAAUAAAACCAAAACAAUUACGAAAAUUAAUACAACAAAAUUUUAAGAAAGUAUCCAAUUUAUCGGAACGUGAUUGUUUAUUACGCUUUUUUGAAUUAUUAAAAACACAAUAUAAUUAUGAUGAAGAACGUUUUAGUGUUGAUUUGGGAUCAUCAUGGUCCAUACCGGUAGAAUUAGUUAUUGGUCCACAUUUAGGUAUAUCAUAUUUUACGUUACGUGAUACAAAUCCAAUGCGUAUUGCUGAUUUUGAGAAAAUACAACAAAUACAAAUUGUUUUAAGUGAUUGUGAUACACAUCAAAAAUUUAUUUUACAAAUACGUGUACAGGGUGCACAAGAGACAUUAUCAAUUACAUGUGACUCGUUGGAGAAAACGGAGAGUUUAGCUGAUUUAAUUGAUGGUUAUUGUCGGUUAAUUAAUAAUACGCAGACGUCGUUAUGGAAUCGUAAAGCUGCCGUUUGGACUAAUUUUCCAUGUCCAUGCAAAGAUACUUCGCAACAAAAGAAAGAAGCUAAUAAACAUGGCACAAUGCUAUCAGAAGAUUAUGCAGAGAUUGUUGAUGAAGAAGGUGAUUACUCAACGCCAGCAACACGAAAUUAUGAAUUAAUACGUGAUCAAAUCGAGUUGGGUGAAAUCAUUGGGGAAGGACAAUUUGGUGAUGUGCAUAAAGGUACUUAUAAAUCGUUACGUGAUGGUUCCGUAACACCCGUGGCUGUAAAAACAUGUAAAGUGGAGGCAGAUUUUGCAACAGCUGAAAAAUUUUUAGAAGAAGCUUACAUCAUGCAACAAUUUGAUCAUCCACAUAUUAUUAAAUUAAUCGGUGUAUGUUCACAAAAUCCAAUAUGGAUUGUUAUGGAAUUAGCUAAAAUUGGUGAACUUCGAGCCUACUUGCAACAAAAUAAACAAAGACUUGAUUUAGGUCACUUACUAUUAUAUUCAUUUCAAUUAUCGACAGCUUUAAGUUAUUUAGAAUCUAAGAAAUUUGUUCAUCGUGAUAUUGCUGCAAGAAAUGUCCUUGUAUCAUCACCAAAUUGUGUAAAAUUAGCUGAUUUUGGCUUAUCACGUUGGGUAGAAGAACAAAGUUAUUAUAAGGCUUCCAAAUGUGUGUUACCCAUUAAAUGGAUGGCACCCGAAUCAAUAAACUUUCGUCGAUUUACAACGGCUAGUGAUGUAUGGAUGUUUGGUGUAUGUAUGUGGGAAAUAUUAAUGUUUGGUAUCAAACCAUUCCAAGGUGUAAAAAAUACAGAUGUGAUUGGUAAAAUUGAAAAUGGUGAACGUUUAGCAUUGCCAGCAAAUUGUCCGCCACGUUUAUAUUCGUUAAUGAGUCAGUGUUGGUGUUAUGAACCAAGUAAACGGCCUACAUUUAAAAAUAUUAAAGAAGUCUUAAAUGAAAUUUUAAUGGAAGAGCAGUCACAGCAGCAGGAAACAAUGCGACGAGAGAAUAGACGUGUCCAAGCAAUGUCAUGGGGAUCUGGUUUAAUGGACGAAGCCCCACCAAAACCAAGUCGAUUACCUCUUCAAGGUGUUGAUUCCACAUCCACAAACAGUUUAUCAUCAACAUUAGGAGUGAAUUUAAGUCCUGUGUCACAAACUGGCGGUCCACAAACGUAUAUUGUUGCCCAAAAUCCAGAAGUAUUAAAACAUUUAUUACGUGAAAAUGAAAAUCGUGGAUUAUGUCCAUCAGCAUAUACAACACCUGCAUCGGUAUUUAACACCUUAGCUGUUGAUUUUGUUGAAAAAGAUCAAGGUCCCGUUCUAGCUACAGCUCCAAUACCCGUCCAAACUAUACACAGUUUAGAUCCAAUUAUAACAGAAACACCAACUUUACCUACUAACACAAUCACAUCCGUUAACAGUGGUGAUGAUAUUGGUCUAAAAUCACAAUCCUCUAGUCAAAAAUCUAGUCCACAACAUUCAUCACCUAAAAUGAAUUCAUUAGAUCGUAAAAAUAUGUCACCGAAUUCACGUAUGAGUUCUUUAGAACGAGGCGCAGGCUCAAAAUUUAGUUCGUUAGAUAAAAAUUUAUAUAAGAAAAGUUCUUUGGAACGUGUCUCAAAACAUAAUUCACUUGAACGUGACAAUAAAAGUUGUCGAUCAUUUGAAUCUGACUCUCGAAAUACUUCAAAAACAAACUCAUUAGAACGUAGCAUGACCAAAACACCGGUUGAUUCUAGUCCAAUGUCAACAUCAUCGUCGCAUAUUGAACAACAACAUAACACAAUGUUUUCAUCAUGCUCCAAAAAGAUUGAGAAUUUAUCACAUUGUGAACAAAAUAUUCCUAUACGACAAUAUCCCUGUUUCCAACAAAAAGUUGCUACUGAAUAUGUUUAUCAAGAUCAGCAAACAGAAAAUAUUUAUGAUUUCGGUGGAGCAAAUGUUAAAAGUUGUGCUCAUAUUAAAAAUAAUCAACAUUUUGCUCAAUAUCCUGCUCCAAAUAAGUAUGUUUUACCCCAAUACCAUGAGAAUGUUGAUAUGCAACAUUCAACUGCAUCACAAAUCGCUCAACAACAGCAACAAUUACCACCAACAUCGCGUUUAAAGCAACAAUUUAGUGUUACACAAAGUCGACCAAUACAAAAUUUGAAUCAGCCACAGGCAUUACAUAGUUUUCAAAGUGUACAAAGUAAUUUAUAUGGUGAUGACAUGUUAGAUCGUAAUCACGAUAAUAGUUUAGAUUAUGAACAACAAUUAUUAGAACAAAGGCUUCAAAGACAAUUACGUGAAUCCGAGGAGGAUUCAAAAUGGUUACAAGAAGAAGAAAUUAAUUUGAAAAAACGCUUAUCAAUUAUAACAACAAUGUCAGAGAAUUCUGAUUGUACGGAAACAUUACCAACAAGUCCAAAAAAUACGUACAGCAACAGUAAUCCAUGUUUAACUACAACACAUGCACAACAAAAACUACCAUCAAAUAUACAAAACUUAAGUGGUGGUGGUAACUCAUCUCAAACUAGUUCAAAAAGUCAUUCACCAGCAAAUUCAGCAUUAACAAUGACCAAAGGUGAUCAUCAUCGUCAAUCUGAAUCUCCAAGUCAACAGUCGUCAUUAUCAUUUGAAAAUGAUGAAACAAGAUCAAAUGAUCAAGCUGCAUCUGAUAAACCUGUGAUUAAGAAAGUUGAACCAACACCAACAGCUGAUUUGGAUCGUACUAAUGAUAAAGUUUACGAUUGUACUACACAAGUAGUGAAAGCAAUUAUGGCAUUAUCGCAAGGUGUACAACAAGCAUUUGCACAUCAAUAUUUAGAAUUAGUACGGAAAGUUGGUUUAGAAUUGAAAGCAUUACUUACCAGUGUUGAUUCGUUAGUAUCAAUAUUUCCAGCAACAGCAUACAGAGAAGUGGAAAUGGCUCAUAAAGUAUUAUCAAAAGAUAUGGCUGAAUUAGUGAAUGCAAUGAAAUUAGCACAAAAUUAUGCUAAUACUACACUCGAUGCUGAGUAUAGAAAGAGUAUGUUGGCAGCUGCUCAUGUUUUAGCAAUGGAUGCUAAAAAUUUAUUAGAUGUAGUUGAUUCAAUACGUAUACGAUUUCCUGAAGUGAAUCAACGUAUAUUAUCAAUGUAUAUUGAAACAUUAGAUAUGGAGAAUACAAUUUCCGCUACCAUUAAUGAUUUACCAAAUACUGCUGCUACUGUUGAUGAAACGGAUCACAAUACUGCCAGCACCACUCAGUCACAUCUUUAUAAAUCCCAAAGAACAGUUCCUCAAACUAAUCAACCACAAUCAAUGUAUAUGUCAUAUCGACAUCAGCAACCAAUCAAUGCUCAACUUUAUACAAAUGAAACAGAAAUGGCUGCUCAAACAAGUAAACUAGAUGAUUAUAAUUAUAGAGAUACAAAAAAUCAUUCCAUCCCAUCAAUGACAGCAACAUCGUCAUCAUGUUUGGAUGAUGAACCAUUACAAAUAAUUGAGAAUGAAGACGACUUACAUUUAAUCAAUAAUCAACAGUUACCAAAAUCUGUUGGAUGUACUUAUGUUAGUCAACCGAUAUAUGCACAUUCACAAAAAAUUACAGCUACAACUAAGAAUAUCAACAACUCAGAUAAUAGUUAA